Clupea harengus (Atlantic herring) is the source of this 3327-nucleotide messenger RNA. RefSeq names its product tyrosine-protein kinase receptor UFO (gene axl). Gene Ontology annotation, molecular function: transmembrane receptor protein tyrosine kinase activity; protein binding; ATP binding. NCBI's taxonomy places the organism in Eukaryota, Metazoa, Chordata, Actinopteri, Clupeiformes, Clupeidae. The record is from RefSeq and is a predicted model, not a curated record. Gene Ontology annotation, biological process: protein phosphorylation; positive regulation of kinase activity; phagocytosis. Gene Ontology annotation, cellular component: signaling receptor complex; plasma membrane.
GAGACUGGGGCUGAAGUAGCCUACCGAUGGGAGAGAAGGUUUAGGAUUAGAGAGGAUACAGCAGAGGGACGAGACGGCAACAGAGAGAUCGCAGGAAAUACUGGUUUAAAAAUACACAGAGAACUCCAGAAAUAACUUUAGGAGGAACUUUGAAUGGAUGCCGAUUCUUUUCUCUGUGUUUGUUCCAGGUUUCAAUCCACAGACCAGCUUUUUUGUGAAAUUGUAAACAGAGUGUACGGAUGUUAACCCAGAAGUUUUUUUCUUUCUGGAAUUCUAUUAGAAAACUUCUAAAUUGGAAACAGAAAGGCGACUACCACACGGACCGCUUGCUCGGUCAGUCACACCAAUCUUAAGAAAUUUGAACCUAUAGCACUUUUUCGAAACCCAAAAGGAGAACAAGAGAGAGAGAGCGAAAAAGCAAAGGACAUUCUGUUUUAAAAGCAGAGCACCGCUGUAAGCCUACCUGUGCACAAUCGGACCGCAAAGCAAACUUUCAGCUUUGUUUUUUUUUAAGCGGGAUCGGUGUAAAUAUUGAGAUGAUGCGGUGAGAGACUAAACCCAUUUCACGAAUUUAGUUACGCAUUCAAGAAGUUCUAGAUACGAAGUCAAAGAACUCUCAGUCUCUCUGGAUCAAUAUCAGAGGGAAGAAUGAAGACUGGGUCAAAGACUACGCUGCUGUUUACUUUCUUACUUCACGCGUUGACCUGUGUGAGUGCAGAAACAUGGACAGGGCUUCACUUCGUCCAGAGCCCCACCAACGUGACCUCCUCCCUGGGGAAGCGGGUGAGGCUGCAUUGCAACCUGCAGGGGCAGGGAGGGGAGGACAGCCCCCCGGACGUGGUCUGGUUUCAGGAAGACGUCAUGCUGGAGAUGGCCGACACCAAUCAGAUCCAGCUCCACGUGGACGAAGACACCUGGGUGGUCAUCAGCACACUCACUAUUGAGGAGGUGCAGCUCGUAGACAUGGGAGCGUACCGCUGUGCUGUUGUGGAUGGAGAGAAGGUCACACUGUCUUAUAAGGGACACAUUCAGCUUGAAGGCCUCCCUCAUUUCUCCGUGGAGCCCCUGCCCAUGUCGGUGGUGGCCAACGUGAGUGUGUCUCUGCUGUGUGUGGCCCACGGCCCCCCCGAGCCCGUCCACAUCAUCUGGCUCCAGGACGGAGCCCCCCUCAACAGUCUGGACGACCCCAUGUCCAGAUCUCCCUCCUACCUCAACCUCACCGGUCUGAACCGAACCUGCUCUUUCUCGUGUGAAGCUCACAACCGCAAGGGUGUGGCCUCCUCCGGCUCAGGCACCGUGACAGUCCUUCCGGCCCAGCCUCGGAACAUCAGGGCCUCUGAGGUGACCAACUCCAGCAUUCAUGUCACCUGGACACCAGGGUUUGGUGGAGUGUACCCCGUCACCUUGUGCUCUGUUCAGGCGCGCGUCCCUGCACCCGACCCUGCCUCUGCAUCCGGUGAGCUGGUCCACAACCAGAACGUGAAGACUCCGCCGGCCGCCCACGUCCUCUCAGGCCUGGAGCCCUUCAGCACCUACGAGGUGCGCGUGGCCUGCCAGACCAGCCAGGGGCCCUCAGAGUGGACGCCGUGGGUCUCGCUACGCACGGCCGAAGGAGUUCCAUCAGGCUGUCCAAUGAAUGUCACUGCUGUGUUGAAUGGAUCUGCUGAGGUUUUGAUGAAGUGGGCGGGGACUGAGGGUCCCAUCAACGGACACCUACUGGGUUACCGGAUGGAGUACAUAACCCCCAACAGCACCUGGGUGCUACACGACUCGGGAUUGGACACCGAGCUGUCCAUCAACCUAACUGAUCCCCUAUCAAACAUCUCCUUCCGUGUGUGUGCGUAUACGGGGGCAGGCCAGGGACCCUGGAGUCCCGUUCAGACCCUGACUCUCAUCAAACCAGAAGCUGAGGGUCUGCAAUCCAGAGACCAGGCACCAGAAGCCUUUUCCUGGCACUGGUGGUACGUCGUCAUGGCGAUAGCAGUUGCCGUGGCGCUGGCGGUGCUGAUGGCCAUCUACGUGGCCCGCCUCCGACGAAAGGAGACUCGAUUCGGCGAGGCCUUCGAGCCCAUGAUGGAGAGCGGAGAGCUGGUAGUGAGGUACCGCGCUCGACGCACCUACAGCCGCCGGACCACCGAGGCCACACUGAACACUCUGGGAAUCAGUGAUGAGCUGAAGCAGAAGCUGCAGGAUGUGAUGGUGGACAGACAUAAACUAACCCUGGGAAAGACUCUGGGAGAGGGUGAGUUCGGCUCGGUCAUGGAGGGUCUCCUGACACAGGAGGAUUCAGUGCUGAAAGUGGCCGUUAAAACCAUGAAAAUCGCUAUCUGCACGCGCACAGAGAUGGAGGACUUCCUACGCGAGGCGGCCUGCAUGAAGGAGUUCGACCACCACAACGUCAUGAGGCUCUUAGGUGUGUGUCUGCAGACAGUGGAGAGUGAAGGCUACCCCUCGCCAGUGGUGAUUCUGCCCUACAUGAAGCAUGGGGACCUGCACAGCUAUCUGCUCUACUCCAGGCUGGGGGACUGCCCUGUGUAUCUUCCAUCCCAGAUGUUGGUGAAAUUCAUGACUGACAUCGCCCGGGGAAUGGAAUAUUUGAGCAGCAAGAAUUUCAUUCACAGGGACUUGGCCGCUCGUAACUGCAUGCUGAAUGAGAAUAUGAAUGUGUGUGUGGCUGACUUUGGUCUGUCUAAGAAGAUAUACAAUGGAGACUACUACCGGCAAGGCCGCAUCUCCAAAAUGCCCGUCAAAUGGAUCGCCAUUGAGAGUCUGGCAGACAGAGUGUACACCACCAAGAGUGAUGUGUGGUCGUUCGGUGUGACCAUGUGGGAGAUCGCACGAGGCCAGACUCCGUAUCCAGGCGUGGAGAACAGUGAGAUAUAUGACUACCUGCGGCAGGGCAACCGCCUCAAGCAGCCCCCAGACUGCCUAGACUGCAUUUACUCCCUCAUGUUCUCCUGUUGGCUCCUGAGCCCCAAGGACCGGCCCAGUUUUGAGCGUCUGUGCUGUGAGCUGGAGAAGGUCCUGGAGGAGCUGCCCGACCCGCAGGACCCUGACGAGAUCCUCUACGUCAACAUGGAGGAGUCCUCCGGCGAGAUCGGGGCGGUCGGGGGUCGCGACCCCAACUGUCCUUUGGGGCUAGGCUUGGGUGGCGGUCUCGGUGGCAUGUCGGGCCUGUCCAUGCCCCUGCCGCCCAUGAAGGACUCGGUGGCCACUGUGGAGGUGCACCAGCCUCACCAACCCAACCGCUACGUGCUGUGCCCGCAGCACGAGACCCAGCAGCGCCUCCUACUGCCCGCCGCUGACUCCCUGGAUUCACUCCACUGA